Messenger RNA from Colletotrichum orchidophilum, 1746 nucleotides. RefSeq lists its product as uncharacterized. The record is from RefSeq and is a predicted model, not a curated record. The transcript is spliced from 4 exons. The coding region runs from base 1 to 1746 and encodes 581 amino acids. Lineage: Eukaryota; Fungi; Ascomycota; Sordariomycetes; Glomerellales; Glomerellaceae.
AUGUUCUCCAAAUCAAAAUCGGCCUCCCCCCAAUAUGUGCCCCUCACGCUACAAGACCAUGGCGAGGGUUCCAGCACAUCUCUGGAGAAGCGCGCCUCGUCCGAGGACGAUGACGACCACUCUGCCCCCUUGCUGGAAGCCCCAGGAAACCUGCCCGCCCUCGCGCCAUCCAAGCCCUGGCAGUUUCCCAAGCUCAUUCUCUACUUCUCUUUUGCUCUAGCGCUGCUGUCGGCUGUAAACGUCGGUCUUCUUCCCGCUACACUGUCAAGCUACCGAGCCUCCCCUUUCUCCGAGUCGGAACUCAGUGCCCUCCCCUACGGCGACGCUAGGUUGGGAUUGGACAGGGCAGCAAAGAUGCUCCGCCCUCCCAAGGUUCAUCUCCGCGCCUGGCCCGACAGGAUUGCGCGGGUGAGCCGGAAGUUGAAGACCGCCGUGUGGGGUAACGGGUCGCAGGUCUAUGUCACUGUCGAGGACUCUACAAUUAUGCGCUUUCCCGUCCCUCCCAAUGGCGUCAACGCCUGCGCCAUCACCUGGCAGCCGCCUCCUGAACACUCUGCGCGUGUCAAGGAUCUGACGACAAAGGGGGACAUUUCGGAAAUCGAAGUGUGGCAGCUUAUCGCGCCAUCCGUCACCUCUACACCGGCAUCCGCCUCUAGCUUGGACGAGCUCGACUAUGACACCCUGUCAUACUCGGCCCUUCCCGUGCGCGGAGAGCUGCUCGGCGUGCUGGACCUCACUGCCCGGCCGAACAGCACGACAGUAGAGUUUGCCUGUCCCACCGGGACGAAAAGUCUGGUGGUGGAGAUGAGGUGCCAGCGCGUGGCGUGUCAUCAAACUACUCAGCUGUUACCAGACAUCAUGUCCACUCAAUUUGACGCCGACGCCAUCGCCCGUGUCUCCUUACACGAUCCCAACCACUUCAAUGUCCAGCGCACCCAGACCCUUCACCGCCUGGCGCUCCUCCAACACUGGAAUAUUGCUGCUGGCUCCAAGGUCCUGGAACUAGGAUGCGGACAGGGGGAUUGCACGACCGUUCUUGCCUCUGCCGUGGGCGAGGACGGGACUGUGGUCGCCGUGGAUCCGGCCGCGUUGGAUUAUGGUGCCCCGUACACCCUCGGCCAAGCACAGCAACACAUCUCGCAGGGCUCGCUGGGCGGCCGCAUCACUUGGGUCCAACAAGGGCCCCAGGACUAUCUCGCCGCCCUCCCUUCUGCCGCUUCACCCGACGAGACCAAGGCCUUUGACGCAACAGUGCUCGCCCACUGCCUCUGGUACUUUGCCUCACCCUCGCUCAUUCUCUCCACCUUUCGUGCCAUCAGGCAGCACAGCAAGCGUCUCCUCCUCGCCGAAUGGUCGUUGGAAGCGACGGUCCGCUCGGCCCGGCCUCACGUACUAGCUGCCCUCACGCAGGCCGCGCUAGAGUGCCGCAAAAACGAGGGCAGCAUAUCCAACGUCCGCACCGUGCUGGGACCCAAGCGGCUUACCGAGCUGGCCCUGGCUGCCGGUUGGCAGCUGAAGAGCGAGACCCGCGUGCAAUGCGGGGAGGGGUUGCAGGACGGACAGUGGGAGGUCGCUGCUUGUGUGGGACGCGGUUUCGAAAAGGAGGUGGACGAGUAUGUCAAGGAUGAGAGGGAACGCGCCGUGGUUCUUGCGUUGCGGGAUGCCUGUGAGGCGAGUUUGGACGGUGUGCCAGGGGGUCGGAAAGGAGUUAGCGCCAUGGACGUUUGGGUCGCCGGCUUCGUCUGA